Messenger RNA from Aphidius gifuensis, 6669 nucleotides. Its product is annotated as protein abrupt. The record is from RefSeq and is a predicted model, not a curated record. NCBI's taxonomy places the organism in Eukaryota, Metazoa, Arthropoda, Insecta, Hymenoptera, Braconidae. The transcript is spliced from 8 exons. Gene Ontology annotation, molecular function: protein binding. Gene Ontology annotation, biological process: regulation of transcription by RNA polymerase II. Gene Ontology annotation, cellular component: nucleus. Bases 824 to 2713 code for a protein of 629 amino acids.
UUCUUAAUAUACAUAAUAAUUGUAUUUUAAUCAAUUGUUUAUUAUUAUUAUUAUUAUUAUUAUUAUUUCAACAAUUAAUUUGUUUUUAUAUGAUCUGUGAUAAUAAUUGCGACGGUUAUACUGAGCAAUUCAAUGGUUUUUUUUAUUUGUGUGAAUAGUGCAAAAUUAUCAUCUGUGUUAUAAUUUAUUUUUUUUUUUUUAAAUGUUAUUAUUUUGGAGAAACUGUGACGUAUUAUUCCCACAGUGUUUAUGUGUGUGACAAUUUUUCGGAUUCUAUUUUGUUAUUUUUGAUAAAUUAUACUUAAUUUGUUUUGGGAAUUAUUAUUGAAAAACUAGAAUUUGGCGGCGGCAAAGUUACAAACAGAAAGAGGAUAAUUGUUAAAAGCAGUGGGACAUGCUGAGAUUUGGAAAAGCCAAGGGACACGUAGGAUAUAAAAAAUUGCUAAGGUUUUGGUGACCAUGUGGCGAGCAUGACGUACUGACUUUUCUCCAAGAAUUGACCGGAUUUUGCCGCAGGAGUUUAACAUCGGGUGUAAAUUAAAGUUCAAUUGCUGAAAUUAUGAUUUAAAAGUUUGGAUACAAAAAAGAGGAAAAAAAAAACAAGAAUAAUAAAAGUUUAAUUAAAAAAAAAAAAAAAAAAGUUUAAACAAAAAAAAAACUGGUGAUUUUUUUGGAAGAAAACAAAAAAAGAAAGAUAUCGAUAAAAUAUACCGGAAGGAAGAAAAAAAGGUGGACAAGUGAAAAUUAGAGUUCAAGUGGUGCCAGUGUGGACACAAUAGCACCUUUGGUGCCCUCGGCCGCGUGUCCCGAGGGGGUGGACGCCAUGGCGGCUUCAUCAUCCUCGUCGAGUGGCGAGCAACAAUACUCACUCAGAUGGAAUGAUUUUCAAUCUAGUAUACUGAGUUCUUUUCGUCAUUUACGUGAUGAAGAGGAUUUUAUUGAUGUAACACUUGCAUGUGAUAGUAGCAGUUUUACUGCUCACAAAGUUGUUCUUUCAGCAUGCAGUCCCUACUUUCGUCGGCUACUCAAGGCUAAUCCAUGUCAACAUCCAAUUGUUAUCUUGAGGGACGUUGCGUCAUCUGAUAUGGAAUCUUUAUUGAGGUUUAUGUAUCACGGUGAAGUGCAUGUUGGACAAGAACAAUUGGCAGCUUUUUUAAAAACAGCACAGAUGCUUCAGGUACGAGGUCUUGCUGAUGUUAAUAGUAGUACAGCUGGUACAAAAGAUCCACCAACAACUGGAUCAACUGGACGAGACAAUGGUGAUUCACCGAUAAUACCAAGAAAUCUAUGGAAUGACAGUUCACGAAAUGACCCAAAUGAUAGUGGUCUAAGUCCUCCACCAGAAAAACGACCACGAAGUUAUUCACCACCAGUUGGUAAUCAUCUAGAGCACAAAAAUGAACUUCAAGACUCUCUUCUUGGACAGGCACUUGAAGGCGGACCAACAAUACAUACGACAAGCAAUAAUAUACAGGCACAAUCUAUUGGCGAAGAUUCAAAUUCCAUGUCUGAAAAUGACGAAGAAAUGUCAAAUAAUGACAGUAUUUUAAAUUCAGUCAAAACGGAACCAAAUGAUUUACUUAAUGAUUCAAUGGAACAUCAUCGUAACAGUUUUCCUGCAGCACUUCUUGGUCUUCAAGGCUUAAUGCCAGGUCCAUCAGGAAUUCACGCAGCCAAUCAAGAUCCAAAUUACGUUUCAAGAAGAGGUCUCGAUAUGAUGAGAGUACGAGCAACAGAUCCACGACCAUGUCCAAAAUGUGGUAAAAUAUAUCGUUCAGCUCAUACAUUACGUACACAUUUAGAAGAUAAACAUACAGUAUGUCCGGGUUAUCGUUGUGUAUUGUGUGGUACUGUUGCUAAAUCACGUAAUUCAUUACAUUCACAUAUGUCACGUCAACAUCGUGGUAUAAGUACAAAAGAUCUUCCAGUUUUACCAAUGCCAAGUGCUUUUGAUCCUGAACUUGCAUCACGUUUACUUGCUAAAGCUGGUGUUAAAGUUAGUGCUGCUGAAUUACGUGCACGUGCUAGUCCAACUGGUCCACGUAGAAAUGAUAUGCGUCUUGAAUUACCUCGUGGUAGUAGUAGUGGAGGUGGUGGUGGUGGUGCACCAUCAGAAGCUGGUAGUUCAAUAUGUGGUGGUGAUGAUCCAGAAGACUUAACAUUACCAUUAAGUUUAAGAUAUGGAUCAUCGACACCGAAUAACAAUACAGUUAUAACAAAAAUCACAAAUAAUAAAACCGGAACUGCUGCUAAAACAAUGGAUAAUAUGUUACAUGGACAUAAUCGUGAGCCAAAUACACCACCAAUGCAUAGGUCUGGACACUUGCCAAUGCAUCAAAAUAUACCUGGACAUCAUAAUAGUGCAACUGGAUCAGCAUUAUUGGAUACAUAUUUACAAUUUAUUGCUGAAAAUUCAGCAUUAUCAAUGGGUCUUAGUCCUGAACAACAGGCUGCAAUCGCAACAGCACGUGCUGCUAAACUUGCACAUAUGAAUGCAAUGGAUAAACUUGGUGCUCGUGGACUUGAAGAUUAUCCAAUGAUUAGUCGUGAUGAGGGACGAGGGGUUGUUCAUGAAGAUCGUAAUGAUCAACAUCAUGAUAAAUCAGAUAAUAUUCAUUUACGUAAUAAUGAAGAUGAUGAGGCUGAAUCAUCAAAUGGCGAGGAUGAUGAUUUCAGUGAUAAUGAUGAGCCUGAAGCACUCAAAGCUGAAUAAUGUCGUUUUAUUAUUGUUUUUUUUUUUUAUUAAUUUUUCUUUUAUUAUUAUUAUUAUUAUUAUUAUUAUUAUUAUUAUUUUAAAAAAAAUAAUAUUUCUUAAGAAUGCAAGAGCCUCAACCAUGAUGUUUAUUUUUUACGUGAAGAAAAAGAAAAAAAUAGAAGAAUCUAUCAUUUACUACCUCAUAUAUUGUAGAUCUAAUUUUUUUUUUAUAUUAUUAUAUACUUACUGGAUGAAGAUAACAAAAUCUAUAAAAGAAUCUCUCGGCAAAGAAACAAAGUUUAUUUUGAGUCAAUAUACAUAAAAUGGUUUUAUAUACAUUCUUAUAACUAAUUCCAUCCGUCUACCUCAGUGCACAUAAUAGAGCAACAGAAAGUUAUUACGUUUACAAGUGUUUUAUAUUUUUUAUUAUAUUAUAAUUUGUUUUUUUUUUUUUUACUUUUCCGUUUAUUUUUUAUUAUUUUUUUUUAUUUAAAAAAAAAAAAAAAAAUGAUAUAAAAAUUGAUAAUAUUUGUUGAUACGAAAAUAUUGAAAUGGAUUUUUACACCGUCCUUUUGAGAACUUUGUAAUUUUUAAUUAAAAAUAAAAAUUACAAAGUGAUUAAGCAUGUUUAAAGAUAAAAAAAAAUGAAAGAAAAAAAAAAAAAAAAGAAACAUAAUAAACGUGAGUAUAUUUGAUGAAUGAAGACAUUGCUAUUUUUUUUUUUAUCACAUUCAAUGUUUUCAAAAAAAAAAAAAAAAAAAAAUUUAUAAUAAUUUCUAGUUUUUUUUUUUUUUUUUUAUGUCAUUGGACCAUAUGUUAUUAAUGAUAGUUUUUUUUUUAUUUUUAUUAUUCAGUUUGACGACAAUCAAAAACGAUUAUUACGAUGCUUACUUAAAUUUGUUUUGGCUUCAAUUUUUUUUCGUUAAAUUAAUUGUUGAGUUAAAUAUUACUGAUUAUUAUAUUUCAAAUAAUGAACAUGAAUAAUUUUGUCAUGAAAAUUAAAAAAUGAAAAACAAAAAAUAAUAAUAUUGCCAUUUCUAAAAAUAAUUUUAUGUUUCGCAUUUAUAUGAGUUAUUUGAUUAAUAUGUAAAAAAACAUAUUGUUGAAAAGAAAAUGAAUUUUUCUUUAAAUUAAAAUUUUGAAAAUUAAUAAUUAAUUAUAAAAAUGAGCUCGUGAAUGAAUAAUGAUGUUUAAGUUUAGAUUAUGUCAAUAUCUGCACGAAUGAAAAUUGAAAAAAAUUAAAAUAUCUGAAGAGAAUUUAAAUUAGUAAAAUAUAAAAUUUAAGGAAAAAUAUACUUUUUUUUUUUUUUUUUUUUUUUUUAAGAGCAUAGUAUCAAUACUGAAAGAAGCAAUGCGUUUUUUUUUGUUAUAAUUGAGGAUAAAUUUAUGUAUAGAAUUCGACACAAAAAAAAAAAAAAAAAAUUCCGCCCUGGCUGUGGACGAUUUUUCAUGCCUUCUUUCAGUUUUUAUUUUCAAUUUUUUCAUCAAUUAUACGAAAACGUAUACGAGAAUAAAUGAAUGUGGUUUUGCAGUGUAUACGAUUUUGCAAUUAGUAAUAAAUUAGUUGAAAAAAUAUAAAAUUUAAAAUUAGUACAAAAUCAGUGUUAGUUGUACGAUCAAAAAAAUAAAUAAAUAAAGUUAAAUCCACAGACGGGGUACAGUACUUACAGAAUUCUAUAAAUAAAUAAAUAUUAAAAAAAAAUUUUAAAUAAUAAAAUUUAAAAAAAAAUCCAGGUCUUAGCGGUACAAAGAUACCAAUUCUUGCCUUGAAGCUCUCUAUUAGCUAUUUUAUAAAGAUUGAAAAAAAAAAAUUGCAAAUAAGAAAUCACGCUAAACAAUUGGAAAAAGUUGAAGCAAAUGAAUGCAUAAAAUCAACUUUCAGAGUACAAAAAUUUUUUGAAUACAUACUCAACUCGAAAUUUACGAGAAAAAAAAAAAAGAAAAAAUUAUUCUGUGCCAUAGAAAGAUAAGAGCGUCUAGUUUUACAAAAAAACAAAAAAAGAAAAAAAAAAGUGAGUUGCAAGAGCCAUAACAUUUUUGAUUUGUUUUGAAUGAUAUUUACCAUGAAAAUCGGCGAGUCUGAUUAAUGAAUGUGUGUAUGAUAAUGAUUUUAUUAAAAAUAGUUAUUAUAAUUAUAUUAUAAAAAUAAUAAUAUUAAUAAUAUUGAAACUAAAAAAUGACAGUAGUAUAAAACGAGCCAGAUAUCCACUGAAGUGACAAAGUCAAGUCUCUCUAUCACUUAAGAUUAUUUCAAUAUACAAAAAUAAAGAUGAAUAAAUAAAAAUAUACAUGUAUGUAUAUAUAAGUAUAUGUAUACACAGAUUUUUACAAAUUAUAUUUUUUACUGACAAAUAAAUAAUAAAUAAAAAAGAUAAUAACAUAAAAUAAAAAAUAGAAAGCAAAAAGUGGGUAAAAUAAAAAAAAAAAAACAAAAACCAAUAAUAAUUAUAAAUACAAUCUUGUCUUACCAACGUAAUAUAGUCUGCAAUAGUCACUUUGUUCAAUAAUAAUUAUAUGAAUACAGAUAACCAAUUACAGUAUUGCAAUAGUUUAAAAUAUGUAAAAGAAAAAAACACAAUUAGCUAACAAUCAACAGAUUAUAAUAAUCAAUCGAUUAUUGCAUUUAAUAAUAUAAACAAUAUUUUUUUAUUUAUUGUUUAUAACUCAGGACAAUAAAUGUUUGAAUUAAAUAAUAAUAAUUUUAAUAAAUAUUUAUUAUUAUUAUUAUUUUUUUGUAAAAUUUUCGAUUGAUAAAAAUAUAAUUAUUCUGUUAUAUUGAUGCUAUUUGUGUCUCAGGUACUUAUCAAAAUAUUUACGAUAAAUGUUGUAAAAUAAUAACAUAUUAUUGUGAUUUAAAAAAAAAAAAAUAAACUCAGGAAAUAACUGAAGCAGGCAGGCCGUGAUAAAUAUUACAUAUAAAUAAAUGAAAAAUAUUUUUUUUUGUUUUUUUUUUUUUCUUUAUUUAUUUAUUUUUUCUUUACUCAACUACUAUUUGUUUUACAUAGAACCACAUUAAUUUAUACUAUCAGAAUGAAGAAAAAACAUAUAUAUUAUAUAUUGCCAUUGCUACCUCCAUAAAUCUGUUAAAUGUAUUUCAGUCUGUAUGAUAUCAAAAAAUACUAUACAAUUGUUUGUUUUUUCUUUUAUUCUCAACUAAAUCACAUAAUGGUGUCUACUUUUUACGUUAAAUUGUACAAUAUUAAUUUUUAUUUUAUAUUUUUUUGUCAUUAAGAAAUUUAUAAAUUUUCAUUUACUUGUACAACUAUACAAUAUCCAAUGAGAAUCUGAUUUUUUGUUUUUCUUUAAUUAAAAAAAAAAAAACAUUCUGUUUUUUUUUUAAUUUUUUUUCUGUUUACCCACAUCAACUGCAUAGUUUUUUAAGAAAAUUGUAAACAAUUAAAAACGGAACGAAUGUAGCAAUAAUGAAAAAAAAAAAAAAAAAAAUGAAUAAAUUAACAGAUAUCAAAAGACUUGACAAGUAAAUUUUAAAAACAUUUUUUUACAAUGUGAAAAGAAAAAAAAAGAAAAAUCACUGCCAAUAUUUUAAUAGCUCUUUCGUUUCGUAAUAUCAAAAAAAAAAAAAAAAAAAAAUGCUGAUAAUUCCAAAUUAACAAUGCAAUACAAUGUACUUACACAUUUAUAUAAUCUUUUUUUUUUUUUUUUUGUCACUGAAACUAUUAUUAUUUGGUUUUUAAAUAUGAGUAUGGAUGAUUGCAAAUAAUUAUGUGUGUGAGAUUAAAAUAUAAAGUUUACAAAAACCGAAAAACAAUGAUGGAUAAUAGAAAAAAAAAAAUAAUUUUCGAAAUAGCAAUUAAAAAAAUGAAUAUUGCAAAGUUUGGUGAAAUAGUUGUUUGCAUAAUUAUAGUUGUAUGUAAAUAGAUGAUAAAUUAAUAUUAUGUACGUAGUGAAAUGUAAAUUACUUGGAUACGUGAUAUUUACACAAAAAAAGUAAAAGGAAAAAAAAAAAAAAACAA